Bombyx mandarina (wild silkworm) is the source of this 818-nucleotide messenger RNA. RefSeq lists its product as uncharacterized. The record is from RefSeq and is a predicted model, not a curated record. NCBI's taxonomy places the organism in Eukaryota, Metazoa, Arthropoda, Insecta, Lepidoptera, Bombycidae.
AAUACUUAAAUCAGCAGUAGCCGUGUGUGGAUUCAGUGCUUUACAGUUUGUUUCAAGAGUACUUUCCUUCCACUAGUCUGAUAAUGGCGUUUACGAAGUUUCUUUUUGUGGUUACAUUAAUUACAAUCGCGAGCGCUGGCUUUGUAUGGGAGGACGAUGACGAUUUGUUCCCGGGAUUUUCAGAUGCGUUCAAGAUGCCAGAGAUACCAGAGAUAAAGUCUCUUGAAUUUGAUGAUAUUAAAACUCACGUCGCGGGAGAUAACGAGCAAUAUACCGGAGAGUCUAAGUCGAGUUACAGUUCCUCAUCCACGGUCAACGGCAAGACAGUGAGCAGCGGCGGAGUUAGCGAGUUGACAAAUGACGGAAAAGCCGUCGAAGAAAAGGUCAUGGAAUACAAAGAUGGCGAUUAAAUAAAUCCAGCGAUUAUUCACGAAUAAAAAAAUUUAAGUCAAAAAUAUUAUUUCACAAAAGGGGAUUUUAAAUUGUUAAAAAUAAAACGUUAAUGUUUUUCAUCUCUGCAUUGUAUAGUCAAAUUUACGUAAUAGUUCUUUUUUUGUUCAAAUUUGUGUUAUUUUGUGACUGUUUGUGCGAAAAUAUAAAUUUUUUUUCAUUCACAAGUUUUAGAUGUGAAGAAAAUUAAAGAUAAAUGAAGUCAUUAAUUGUCUUUUUUCAAAACGGACAUCAUUAUUUCAGCAGUACUUACGACCUUUGAGCCGUGUUAGUAAAUUAGCUAAGGAAUUCAAGAAAUGUUAUCUGCGUAGUUUUUACUAUUAAAAUUAAAUUAAAUAUUAUUAAAUUAAAAUUCUACAAACCGUCAA